Messenger RNA from Ochotona curzoniae (black-lipped pika), 2336 nucleotides. It is a transcript of the gene METTL3, whose product is annotated as methyltransferase like 3. Gene Ontology annotation, molecular function: mRNA (2'-O-methyladenosine-N6-)-methyltransferase activity; mRNA m(6)A methyltransferase activity. The transcript has 10 exons. The record is from RefSeq and is a predicted model, not a curated record. Gene Ontology annotation, cellular component: RNA N6-methyladenosine methyltransferase complex; nucleus. NCBI's taxonomy places the organism in Eukaryota, Metazoa, Chordata, Mammalia, Lagomorpha, Ochotonidae. The coding region runs from base 484 to 2229 and encodes 581 amino acids.
AAAUAAAAGAUAAAUCUUUAAAACGAAGUGUAGUAGAGAACAUCACGUGGUGACCAAAGCUUCAGCAAGCUGCAUGACUUGUGUUUAUGAGCAUCAAAGGUCAUAUAUUUCUGCCUCAACACUGUCAUUUUGUAGAUUGGCUUGUGUUAUUCUUGAGAAUUCAAAUCUAAUGCCUGAGAAAGAAUCUUAUUCCAGCUUAGAUUGUUGAAAAAUAUUUUUGGCUUUUAUUAAUAUGUAGGUUGAUGAUAUCACCUAAGAGUGAGUGAAAGGAAGUGAUGAAGACAUUUACAUAUGAUAUGCUAAUUUAUUUCCUUUGAAACACAGCACAGAAAAGGCAUUAGGACACACCUAACAUCUAGAGGCAGAGGUAGGUAGGUGGUGCUCAGAAAGCCCUGGAUUAAUUUAGCAAAGCAGUGAAUGCUUGAGUUUGAUUGAAGAAAGAGAAUCUAGUGCUGAAUUUCAUCACAGAAUUUCCUCCACUAAAUGGAAGAUGCAUACACUGCAAAUGCUAGAGUAUUUGACUCUGGAGGAAUGUGUAAACCAACAGUGAUUGCCCAUUUUGAUUUUCACUUCUCUUUACUCUUAGAUUUAAGGAAUCCAGAGGCAGCUCUGUCCCCAACCUUCCGUAGUGACAGCCCAGUGCCUGCUGCACUCACUUCUGGUGGCCCCAAGCCCAGCACAGCUUCAGCAAUUCCUGAAUUAGCUACAGAUCCUGAAUUAGAGAAGAAAUUGCUGCAUCAUCUUUCUGAUCUGACCUUAACACUGCCCACUGAUGCUGUAUCCAUCCGUCUUGCCAUCUCCACGCCAGAUGCCCCUGCCACUCAAGAUGGCGUGGAAAGCCUCCUCCAGAAGUUUGCAGCUCAGGAGUUGAUUGAGGUCAAGCGAGGUCUCCUGCAAGAUGAUGCGCAUCCCACUCUUGUGACCUAUGCCGACCAUUCCAAGCUCUCUGCCAUGAUGGGUGCUGUGGCAGAAAAGAAAGGCCCUGGGGAGGGAGCGGGGACUAUUGCAGGGCAGAAGCGGCGUGCAGAGCAGGACUCCGCAGCAGCAGCUCCCUUUGCUAGCUCUCUAACCUCUGGACUGGCCUCUUCAGCAUCAGAACAAGUCAAGGAGCCAGCCAAGAAGUCAAGGAAACAUGCCGCCUCGGAUGUUGAUCUGGAGAUAGAGAGUCUUCUGAACCAACAGUCUACAAAGGAACAACAGAGCAAGAAGGUCAGUCAGGAGAUCCUAGAGCUAUUAAAUACUACAACAGCCAAGGAACAGUCCAUUGUUGAAAAAUUUCGCUCGCGAGGUCGGGCACAAGUGCAGGAAUUCUGUGACUAUGGAACCAAGGAGGAGUGCAUGAAAGCCAGUGAUGCCGAUCGACCCUGUCGCAAGCUGCACUUCAGGCGAAUUAUCAAUAAGCACACUGAUGAGUCCUUAGGUGAUUGUUCUUUCCUGAACACAUGUUUCCACAUGGAUACCUGCAAAUAUGUUCACUAUGAAAUUGAUGCUUGCAUGGAUUCUGAGGCUCCUGGUAGCAAAGACCAUACUCCAAGCCAGGAACUUGCUCUUACACAGAGUGUUGGCGGUGACUCUAAUGCAGACCGACUCUUCCCUCCUCAGUGGAUCUGUUGUGAUAUCCGCUACCUGGACGUCAGUAUCUUGGGCAAGUUUGCAGUUGUGAUGGCUGACCCACCCUGGGAUAUUCACAUGGAGCUGCCCUAUGGGACCCUGACAGAUGAUGAGAUGCGCAGGCUCAACAUACCAGUACUGCAGGAUGAUGGCUUUCUCUUCCUCUGGGUCACAGGCAGGGCCAUGGAAUUGGGCAGAGAAUGUCUGAAUCUCUGGGGAUAUGAACGGGUAGAUGAAAUUAUCUGGGUGAAGACAAAUCAAUUGCAACGAAUCAUUCGGACAGGCCGUACUGGUCACUGGUUGAACCAUGGGAAAGAACAUUGCUUGGUUGGUGUCAAAGGAAAUCCCCAAGGCUUCAACCAGGGUCUAGACUGUGAUGUGAUCGUAGCUGAGGUUCGUUCCACUAGUCACAAACCAGAUGAAAUCUAUGGCAUGAUCGAGAGACUCUCCCCAGGCACUCGCAAGAUUGAGUUGUUUGGACGACCACAUAAUGUGCAACCCAACUGGAUUACACUUGGAAACCAACUGGAUGGGAUCCACCUACUAGAUCCAGAUGUGGUUGCACGGUUCAAACAAAGGUAUCCAGAUGGUAUCAUCUCUAAACCUAAGAAUUUGUAGAAGCACUUCAUUUCAGAGCUUAUUGUCCACAGCCAUGGCUCUGCAGACUAUUUCUGAAUAGUAUUUGUACAAUAGCUUUUUUGCUUAUUUAAAUAAAAAUUUGUAUU